This is a messenger RNA of Mauremys mutica (yellowpond turtle), 6702 nucleotides long. RefSeq lists its product as uncharacterized. The transcript has 4 exons. Bases 1148 to 6676 code for a protein of 1842 amino acids. NCBI's taxonomy places the organism in Eukaryota, Metazoa, Chordata, Testudines, Geoemydidae. The record is from RefSeq and is a predicted model, not a curated record.
AGCGUCUCCACCCCCAGUGUGCGUCCAGACCGUCCUCCCCAGCAUGUUUGACGCGGGAGUGGGGAUCAUACAGAGCUGGUUCUGUGCCUGCUGGGACAGCUCCUGGGUGUUGUACACCUGCAUCCUUCUGGUCCUGGUCGUCUGGGUGGCCAUUGUGACUCAGCACAGCUUCUCCUGGAGAAGCAGGAUGGCUCUUCUGGUCAGCAGGCUCCGGUGGAGGGGGAUGGAGGACGAGGGAGAAGGUGCAAAGAAGCAGCGGGUGAAACAGCCGCGUGACCGUCUGUGCCGGGACCCCCCACACCACGCUCACCAAGCCGCCAGGCACCGCUCCAUCCGCCAGCUGCUCUGUGACAACUGAGACUGUGCCCUGUGCGACGAGGCGGCCUGGCAAGCCGAGCGGCUGGUAUACGCCGACAGGGCCAGCGCGCGGGUCCCUGCCAGGCCAAGGUCACCUCCUGCUCCCGCCUCCCGCUCCAAAGGGAGAAGCCUGCUGAUGCCAGCCACACCUCCACACCCCCGGCUCGGCCCCCUGCCGUCUGGGAGAUGGGCUCCAAGGGGGCCAGGCCCAGUGACGAGGGCAGCCCAGACGCCCGGCCUCAGAGCUAGAGCCCCAGCCCAGGCCUCCCAGGGCCCCGCCAGAGCGUCCAAAUCUGCGCCCGGCUUGCACUGCUGCAGAGACACCCGGGAGCUGCAGGGGCACAUUGCCAGGAAGGGCUUGGAAAUCAGACUAGGCGCGCUGCCCGCCGUGCUGAGGAACUCUCAGAAAAUGGCUGCCCUGGGGCGCAGAGACUUGCUCCUGCCUAAACUGAUCCCCCCAGGCUGCAAGGCCCCCCUGGCCCGCCACCGGCUCUGCCCCCUGCUCAGCUGCAAGGCGGGCCGCGUGGAGCUCAACGUGAGGCACAAGCACAUCCACUACCUCUCGGCUCUCCCCACCCUGUACGCGGAGUCCCUGGCCAAGAUGGUGCCCUGCCCGCCCGUGCCACCCGCCCCCCUGCUGCCCCUGGGUGUGGCCAUCGAGUUCUGCCCCCUGGAGACCCCCUCCAUGGCCCCCGAGGGCCGGGAGCUGCUGGAGAGACAUGUCCUGAGGAAGCGGCUGCAGCACGAAUGGGGCCUGCCGGGCCUGGUGCGGUGAUCGCUGAGGUGUUUCAUGCCACCCCCGCCCAUGCGCCCCAGGCCCAAGGGGAGCGACCGGCCGGCAGCCAUGGAGCUCCGUGUCAGCAGCGGGGCCCCUCCCAUCCCUCUGGCCACCAAGAGGGAGCUGGAAGCCCACAUCCGGCGGAGGGUGGCCGAGAGGAGGUGGGGUCUCCCCAGGAGGGUGCAGGAGUCCCUGCAGGGCUUCAUGCCCCCCAUGACCGCAGCUCCGGGGACACAUCCAGACACGCAAGGCAGAAGGGCCAGCCGGCCGCUCAGGGGGCUGUCAGUGAGAAGGGCUCCAAGAGAAUCACCCUCCAGGGCAGCACCCAUGGGCCCCACAGCGGUGGCUGUCUCCUUAGCCGGGCCCCUGGGAACUGCAUGGCGCCAGCAGCUCAGCUGGGACACGUGCCACCAGCUGCUGGAGAGACAUGUGACCAGGAAAAACAUAGAGAUCCGUCUGGGCCUGAUCCCCCGCAGGGCCCAGCACUCACAGGAAGCCGCCCGCCAGGUGGGAAAGCUCCCCUUGCCCCGGCUGAUUCGGCCGGGCCAGAGAUCCCUGGAGCUGCGGCCCCGGGAGCUGCUCUUCCUGGAGCAGGCGGCCUCGGAUCACCUGGAGCUCGACCUUCUCCACAAGCACCUGAGCUUCAGGUGGGGGCUGCCCACGCUCUACCGACAGUCCCUGGCCAAGCUGUUCCACGCAGGCCCCUCGCCCGCCCCGCCACCUGCCAGCUCCCGCGCAGCUGGGACCGAGUUCACGGAGCAGGAACUGCCCUUCCUCCCACCGGGAGCCCGGGAGGAGCUGGAGCUCCACGUGAGGAAGAAGAGGCUGCAGCAUGAGUGGGGGCUUCCUCUGAUCGUCCAGAAAUCCAUCCGGGGCCUGAUGGCGGCUGCCCCCUGCCCUGGCCAGACCAAGGCCCCUCCGUCGGCCGACAGGGACCAGACGAGAGCUGGAGCUCAGCCUCCGCAAGAGACUCAUGCACCGGCGCUGGGGGCUGCCCAGAGGAUCCAGGAGUCGGUGCGGCUGCUCCAGCCUGCCUCAGCCCCUGCGGAGUUCAGGCCUCGCAGCCGUACAGAAAAGGACACAGAGGGGCCUUUCCUGCUGCCCUGGCACAACAGCACCGUGCACCUGGAGCGGGGCAUGGGGAAAGCCAGGAGAGUGGUCGCUGCUCCCCACCCGCGGCUCAGCCUGGGACGUGACGCUCAGGAGCGGCUGCAGAUCCACGUGGCAAAGAAAUGUGUGGAGACCCGGCUGGGGGCCGUCCCCGCUGCAGUGAGACGCUCUUGGCAAAGGCUGCAUCUCGUGUCCCGGCUGCCCCUCCCCAAGCUGAUCCCUGCUGGGGACAGGGCCCCGAAAGCCAGGAGCCCCCUGCUACCCUUCGUGCACCCGGAGGACGUCUGCCACCUCGAGCUGAAUGUGCAGCACAAACAUCUCACGGCCCUGUGGGGCCUGGGCACUCUCUACACCCAGUCCCUCAGCAGGAUGGUCCCCAGGGCGCCCCCUGGGCCCGUUCCGCCCCGUGAGGCUGAAGUCGAGUUCUGGGCGCGGGAGGCUUUGUUCCUGAGCCCGGAGGCCAGAGAGGCCCUGGAGCUGCACGUCAGGCAGAAGAGGCUGCAGCACGAGUGGGGGCUGCCUCUCAUAGUCCAGAAAUCCAUCCGGGGCCUGAUGGUGGUUACCCCCCGCCCCGGCCAGCCCAAGGCCCCUCCGUCGGCCGACAGGGACGUGGCCGUUCUCCAGCCCGAGUUGUCCUUCCUCAGUGAGGGCAGCAGACGAGACCUGGAGCUCAGCCUCCACAAGAGACUCAUGCACCGGUGCUGGGGGCUUCCCAGGAGGAUCCAGGAAUCGGUGCGGCUGCUUCAACCUGCCUCAGCGCACGCGGAGCUUAGGCCCCGCGUACCCGCGGAAAGGGAUGCAGAGGGGCCUUUCCUGCUGCCCUGGCACAAGAGCACCGUGCACCUGGAGCGGGGCGUGGGGAAAGCCAGGAGAGUGGUCGCUGCUCCUCACCCGCGGCUCAGCCUGGGACGUGACACUCAGGAGCGGCUGCAGAUCCACGUGGCAAAGAAAUGUGUGGAGACCCGGCUGGGGGCCGUCCCCGCUGCAGUGAGACGCUCUUGGCAAAGGCUGCAUCUCGUGUCCCGGCUGCCCCUCCCCAAGCUGAUCCCUGCUGGGGACAGGGCCCCGAAAGCCAGGAGCCUCCUCCUGCCCUUCGUGCACCCGGAGGACGUCUGCCACCUCGAGCUGAAUGUGCAGCACAAACAUCUCACGGCCCUGUGGGGCCUGGACACUCUCUACACCCAGUCCCUCAGCAGGAUGGUCCCCAGGGCGCCCCCUGGGCACGUUCCGCCCCGUGAGGCUGAAGUCGAGUUCUGGGCGCGGGAGGCUCUGUUCCUGGGCCCGGAGGACAGAGAGGCCCUGGAGCUGCAUGUCAGGCAGAAGAGGCUGCAGCACGAAUGGGGCUUCCCCGCACUCAUCGAACGGUCGCUCAGAGCCUUUGUGCUGGAGCCCCCGCUGCCGGGGCCGACCGCAGCCCGCCAGAGCACUGAGCUGAACGUCCUCGUCCUGGGGCAGGAGCCUUCGCUCAUGGACGGGGACACGAGAGGCCGCCUGGAGCAUCACCUCCGGAAGAUGACGCUGCAGCGGAGGUGGGGCCUUCCCCGGAGGAUCCAGGAGUCCUUGCGGCUGUUUGCUGCUUUUGCCCCGCCGGCUGGCCCGCAGCUUCCUGGGGCCAGUGGAGAAAGGGGUGUUGGGCAAAGCCGGCUGGGGCCCAGACAGACAGACAUCCCCGCAGGGAGCCGCUUGGCAGGAGACAGCAGAACCCAUGGCCUUGCUGCUGAGCGGAGGGCCGCGCUCCAGCGGCACCUCGCGAGGAAGUGCCUAGAGAUCAGGCUGGGGGUGAGGCCGGCCCUGGUGAAGAGAUCCCAGAGAGUGGCCAGGGAGGGGGAGAGGAUCCGCCUCCCCAGGCUGAUCUGCGCAGGCCAGAAGCCACCCAAGCCCAGGGCCGGCUCCCUGCUCUGCCUGCCGCCCACGGCUGUGAAUACACUAGACAUGAAUGUGAGACACAAGCAGCUGGUGCAUUUCUGGGGGCUGCCCAUGCUGCAGGCGGCGUCUCUGCGGAGGAUGAUGCCGAAGGCUCCGGCUGUGCCGCUGGGGAGUGUAGCGGGGAGGGCCCGGAUGCAGAUGGGCCUGGCUGGAUGCAUGGGGGCUGAGGAGCCGGAGAGGAACGGCUACAACGAGCCGCCACUGGUCACGGGCCCGCCUCUGGUCACAGCCAAGGCCAGGGACCGUCUAGACAGACACAUCCUGAGAAAGAAGCUGCAGCAUGAGUGGGGCUUACCGCGGGUGGUGCUGAGAUCCCUGGGCGCGUUCACACCCCCACCACCUGGGAGGGGCCCCCUGAGGCAGGCCCAGGCCCCAGCCAGCGAGAGCAUCUCCACGGGCAGCCUGCUCUUCCUGCACACGGAAACCAGGAAGCGCCUGGAGACACACAUGAGGAAACUGGCCCUGGAGCGGAGAUGGGGCCUGCCCAAGAGGAUCCUGGAGUCCUUACGGGUGUUCCUGCCGCCUGCCCCACCAGGAGCAGAGCCCAGAGGCCAAAUCCAGCCCCUGCUUCAUGUCUUCCCUACACCCCUCCAAGGUCUUACAGCCCUCUCCACGGGGCAAUCGGAAGAGCUCCAGCCAGGCCCCAGGGAGCCCCUCACCCACCGGUCCCAGCACUGGCUUGAAAUGGGGGUGAAGGAGGGCAAAGCCAGCUGCCCUGAGGCAGUGUCCCAACAAACCCUGGGGAGCAGCAGCAGGAGAAGCCAAGAGAUCUCCCGGACGAGCAAUGGGGAAGGGCCCCCCAGCUCCCCACACCACUUCCCGGGGGACAAGGCAGAGCUGAAAUCCACCCUGGACUUUCCCAGGAAGAAGUUGCUGGGAAUUUCCCACAGGGCCCAGGAGUCCCAGAGACGGGCCUUGCGCCCGGCGGCCCAUGAGUCUUACCCACAGCAGAGAGAGCAGAGCUCUGAGGAAAGUCCUAGGCAGUGGAGGACCCACGAUGGUGAAGGAGCUCCGCGGAUGGCGGGGACCAGCAGGCGCUCCUGGAGCUCGUCUGUGGAGACAGCCAUUUGGAAUGAGAAGAGGAUCUUGCGGAAGCUGGAAUCCAGCUUCAGGAGAAUAGCCCGGAGCCGCAGCUGCCAUGGCCCAGGGGGGAAGCAGCCUUUGUCUCUGGAAAUCGUGGGCCACCUGGAAAUGGGCCAUUGCACAUGCUUGGACUACCCGUGCUGCAAGCUCGAGGUGUGGGAUGGCGCCCGCUGUCCGGGGGCCAGCUCUCCUGGGUGGCAGACACAGCGCAUCCAUGCAAGGGGGUCAGCAACUCUCCUAGGAGACGCGGCAGCUCCAAGCCCUCUGCAUGCUGAGCCCAGAUGGCAAGGGCAGGGCACUCCCAGCGUGGCAAAAUAUGAACCGCCUGCCUCCUCUGCGUUGUCUCUGGAGUGCAGCAAGUCCAGGGCCUCUGACUGGUCUGAGGGAGAAAGCUCUCGCGCAGCCUCUCGCCCAGCGCCCGAGGGGCCCACGCUGGCACGGGUGCAUCUUGUUUCUCCACGAGCCGCAGCACACCGGCUGGACAUCCACUUGGCGCAGAAGGCCCUGGGCUCCUUCAUCCUGCCACCCUGUGUCAUACGCUCCCAGGCCAUCUAUGCCAACAUGGCAGCUGAGCGGCUGAGAGCCGCUGCCCAAGAACACAGGCGGGAAAUGAACAUCUGGGUGCAGCGCAGGAGAGGCUGGAAAAGCCAGCUGGGAGGGCCCCGUCAGGAAGCCCUGGGAGAAAGAGCCCGCCCCGUGGGCACAGGAGAACCGGGAUUCCCGAGAGCUGGCUCCUUGGGCCAGAGACUGAUCAGAGAGUCCCAGAGCCAGGGAAACCAGUACCUAUGUGAGAUGUGCCACAGCCUCUUCACCGCCGGUGAGGAGGGACUCAGCCCCCCUCCUUGUCCUGCCAAGGGGGCUGGGAAGUCAGACGUGGUGAGGGCUCAGCUAGAGACUCACAUGCACCCGAGGGGCAGGAAGAUGUCAGAUGAUGCCUGCAGAGGGGAGCAAGGUGCAUCCUACCAGCGGUCUCAGGAUCUGGGCCAUGGAGCUGGCGCCCCCCUGUAUGAAGGUCCUGCUGGCGCUGAGGAUGAAGAGGAAGCAGGGGGCCAGACGUGGGCCCCACUAGUACAUCAUCCCCAGCCUGCAACCAGAGACAAUGCGGGAGACAAGGUUUCGUCCGCAGCCUCCAGCAGCCGGUGGCCAGCCAGCCCCUCGGAGCAGACAGAGGCCCUGGUGCUGACUGAGGCACCGCCUGGGGGUGAACAGCUGCCCCGUGCACCUCCAGGGAGAGGGGCUGAGUCACCGUCCGUCCCCUGCAAGGGGAAGAGCUCCACCUUCAGGGGAAUCAUGCUGGGCUUCCUCAAACACGUCACCUCCAGGGCAUCGGUGGAGAAGAGAGGGCAGGUCGACGGGUCAGUGGCUGCACCAUGCGGAGCCCCGCCGCCCCCUCAGAAACUCGCCCAUCCCCCAAGAACGUGACCUUCAACGCCAAUGUCCACGUGCGG